CCGUGUGCAGAAGGACCACUCGCCUCCCACAACUGAUCCCUGUCACUGGCGACCUUUGCUGGCCAGAGCGGGGGGGUGGGAGGAGCUGAACCUCCCAACCCGGGUUCACCUCCAAAGCACCGCCCCUGCGGGGGCGUUCUCGGGUACGCCGUAAAGUAGAGAGUAUACUUAACAACCCGCCUCUGUCUUUACGGCAGGCCGCAUUCCAUGCCUCCAAUAUGGCGUCUUCCACAUAGGCAGCGGCUGUGGUUUCUACCCCGGGUGGCCGGGGGCAGUGCUGAGCUGGGACUGUUGUUUGCCCAGCCUGGGCUGCAGAAAGCAGCAGUUAAAGUUCGUUUCUGGUCACUGCUCCAGGAAGCCACCUUACUCUGAGGGUCAAGAAUUGCCGCUUCCUUUUAGUUACUGUAAGUUCCUCCUCUGCCCCUGGUUUGUUUCCCGCGGCACUUCUGGAUACCCCCAGGUCCCAGACCCUUCCAGACUCAAACCAUGAACCUUCGGCAGCUGCUGUUGCACUUGCCACGUUAUCUUGGAGCCUCGGGUUCCCCGCGUCGCCUGUGGUGGUCCCCGUCCCUCGACACCAUCUCCUCGGUGGGCUCUUGGCGUGGUCAGUCCUCCAAGUCCCCGGCCCACUGGAAUCAGGUAGUGUCAGAGGCGGAGAAGAUCGUGGGGUACCCCACGUCCUUCAUGAGCCUUCGCUGCCUGCUGAGCGACGAGCUCAGCAACAUCGCUAUGCAGGUGCGGAAGCUGGUGGGCACUCAGCACCCUCUGCUUAUCACAGCCAGGGGGCUUGUACAUGACAGCUGGAAUAGCCUCCAGUUGAGGGGCUUGGUGGUGCUCCUUAUCUCUAAAGCAGCUGGGCCCAGCAGCGUGAACACUUCAUGUCAGAACUAUGACAUGGUCAGUGGGAUCUACUCAUGUCAAAGAAGUUUGGCAGAGAUCACGGAGCUAAUUCAUACUGCUCUCCUUGUACAUCGUGGGAUAGUAAAUUUAAAUGAGUUGCAAUCAUCUGAUGGUCCACUGAAAGACAUGAAAUUUGGAAAUAAAAUUGCUAUCCUGAGUGGAGACUUUCUUCUAGCAAAUGCCUGCAAUGGACUAGCUCUGCUACAGAACACCAAGGUUGUGGAACUUUUAGCAAGUGCUCUUAUGGACUUGGUACAAGGGGUAUAUCAUGAAAAUUCUACUUCAAAGGAAAGUUAUAUCACAGAUGAUAUUGGAAUAUCGACUUGGAAGGAGCAGACUUUUCUCUCCCAUGGUGCCUUACUAGCAAAGAGCUGCCAAGCUGCAAUGGAAUUAGCAAAGCAUGAUGCUGAGGUUCAGGAUAUGGCAUUUCAGUAUGGGAAGCACAUGGCCAUGAGUCAUAAGAUAAAUUCUGAUGUCCAGCCUUUUAUUAAAGAAAAGACCAGUGACUCCAUGACUUUUAAUCUAAACUCAGCUCCUGUAGUCUUACAUCAGGAAUUUCUUGGAAGAGAUUUGUGGAUUAAACAGAUCGGAGAGGCUCAAGAAAAAGGAAGAUUGGACUAUGCUAAGUUGCGAGAAAGAAUCAAAGCUGGCAAAGGUGUGACUUCAGCUAUUGACCUGUGUCGUUACCAUGGAAACAAGGCACUGGAGGCCCUGGAGAGCUUUCCUCCCUCGGAGGCCAGAUCUGCUUUAGAAAACAUUGUGUUUGCUGUGACCAGAUUUUCAUGACAUCAAAUUAAAAAGACACUAUUGUUAGUUAGCUGAAAAUCCUAGGGAAUGAGGUUGAUUGGGAGAGUUUCACGAUGCGUUAAUGACUUUUAAAACAUAUGCAUUUUUCCUUCCUUUUAUCACAUUGCUAAAUGAGUUCUGCUUUCUUUUUGGAACUGCUACAAACAAAAUUAGAAGAAAAAAAGGUCAAGCAGUUUUCACUUGUCACGCCAGAAGCACACUUGAGGCUGCAGUCGCAGAAAUAAUUAAUGAGAUUCGCUCCUGUGACCUCAGCAAAUGGACAGGAAAUAAGUCCUUAUUGAUUGGACCGAGCCAGGGAUGGCGCCAGGGCGGUGGCCUGUGGUUUUUCCUGCUAGAGAGGACAAAGCAAGUUGGAAGCUGCAGGUGUCAAAAGAAACGCUCUCAAUACCAACCAGGGAGGAUUGUCUAAUCAAAAACGAGUGACCAAUUUGUCAUAAUGGAGAGUAGUUCAAUGGAUUGAGAAAAAUAUGUUUUAUUUGUUGGCUUGUAAUUAUGUCUCUGGAUUAUUAUUAUUUUUUUUUUUUAGAUGUAGUUUUGCUCUUGUUGCCCAGGCUGGAGUGCAAUGGUGCAGUUUUGGCUCACUGCAACCUCCGCCUCCUGGGUUCAAGUGAUUCUCCUGCCUCAGCCUCCCGAGUAGCUGGAAUUACAGGCGCCUGCCACCACGCCUGGCUAAUUUUGUAUUUUUAGUAGAGAUGGGGUUUCACUGUUGGUCAGGCUAGUCUCGAACUCCUGACCUCAGGUGAUCCGCCUGCCUCGGCCUCCCAAAGUGCUGGAAUUACAGGCUUGAGCCACUGCACCUGGCCUCAUGUCUCUGGAUUUAUAAUGCAGUAUGAAUAUACUUUGUGCUUUAUGGUUUUUAUAAUGUCUUUUUGGAGAAAUUGCUGAAAAGUUGCCAAAUACUUGAAGUAGGAGAUUAAAAUGUUAUCAAAUGUUAAAUUGGUUAUAUUAGGAAUAGUCUGUUUUUCUUUCUUGAAGAUCAGUUUUUUUUUUCAAACACAUUUCAAAGAACCAAUUUUUUUUUUCUUUAAGGAAAAAGGAGCUUUUUUCAAGUGAAAUGUAUUCAUUUGUAAUACUUUGGUUUAAGGAAUACUUUAAUUUUUACGAGUUUCAGAAACAGAAUUUUUGUACUAGGGAAUUCAUUGGUGAGAGUGUUCUUUUAACCUCAGAAUGUCAAAUUUUGGUCUUGAACCACAGACAUCCAAUUACAGAAAGAAUAUAAGCAAUCUCACAGGCCUGCAAUCGGACACUGUCUCUGUGUGGUUCAUAGGAGAUGAUUUUUGAGGUUUGCACUCAUGCAAUUUGAGAACACCGUUGACAAGAAGGCUGAGUUUACAUAAAUGAUCUAGAUUGAAACUCAGCUACCUUUCUUCCUCAUGUGGUGUAAUUACAGCCCUAUCUGGAGACAGCGAACACAGCAAACAGAUUUUAUUACCUAGUUCGCUCAAACACUACAUGAAGUUAUUUUAGUUAAAGCCCUCCCCCAAAAGUUAUAAAACCAUUUUAUCAGGGCCCAACAUGUGGCAUGCAAUGAAGAGAAAAUGUAAAGCUACAGAGGUUAAUGUAUUGUAUUAUAAAAUAUUUUAAGUGUACUCGAAAUAUCAUAAUUGUACAGUUUAUGCCACCAUAAUUUAAGGCCUAUAGAUUUAGCUUAAGAGAACACUCUUCUGUUUGAAAUGCCUUCUCUCACUGAAAUUGGCUUAAUUAGUAACCAUGGAUAAGAUGCUUUAGAUCAGACUAGGUUUUAAUCAUUAACUUCCACAAAGAAGUCAUACUUUGCGUUAGGUGUGCUGGUUGGAUGUGCAGGAACUUCAGCAAGCAGUAGGUUUUACUAAGCAGAUGGUCGGGCACUGCAGGGUACCAGGCAGGAUCCUAGGGCGCCUCUCAUUCUGCGUUAGCAUCUGGUUUGCUGUAUGACCUUGCACAAGUCACUUCCUUCUGAGCCUCAAUUUUCUCAUCUGUAAAAUGAGAUUCAAAAGUUGACCUGAAAGUCAAGUGUGAAAAAAAAAAAAGAAAUUAAACAAGAUAAUUAUGAAA
This is a messenger RNA of Gorilla gorilla gorilla (western lowland gorilla), 3741 nucleotides long. It is a transcript of the gene PDSS2, whose product is annotated as decaprenyl diphosphate synthase subunit 2. The coding region runs from base 487 to 1686 and encodes 399 amino acids. The record is from RefSeq and is a predicted model, not a curated record. Gene Ontology annotation, cellular component: transferase complex; mitochondrion. The transcript is spliced from 8 exons. Gene Ontology annotation, biological process: ubiquinone biosynthetic process; isoprenoid biosynthetic process. NCBI's taxonomy places the organism in Eukaryota, Metazoa, Chordata, Mammalia, Primates, Hominidae. Gene Ontology annotation, molecular function: prenyltransferase activity.